Bipolaris zeicola 26-R-13 is the source of this 1146-nucleotide messenger RNA. RefSeq lists its product as uncharacterized. Lineage: Eukaryota; Fungi; Ascomycota; Dothideomycetes; Pleosporales; Pleosporaceae. The transcript has 3 exons. Gene Ontology annotation, cellular component: nucleus. The record is from RefSeq and is a predicted model, not a curated record. The coding region runs from base 1 to 1146 and encodes 381 amino acids. Gene Ontology annotation, molecular function: sequence-specific DNA binding; zinc ion binding; DNA-binding transcription factor activity, RNA polymerase II-specific. Gene Ontology annotation, biological process: positive regulation of transcription by RNA polymerase II.
AUGCUAUCAGGUCAAGGGCCGGUGCGAGCUGCCGAAAAGUUACACGCGGCUUGCGAUGAGUGCAGGACACGAAAGUUGAAGUGCUCGGGUGACAUGCCAAAAUGUCUUCGUUGCACAAGAGAGCAGAUAGGUUGCGUUUACUCGCCUCAGAAACAGAUGGGCCGACCUAGGAAGAGGAGGAGAGAAGGCGAGGCAGACGAAUCUGCCACAUUCGUCCAAGGGCCGAAUGAAAACACAAACAUUAUGAAUAGUUUUUCUGAGAUGCAAAAUCGUUCUGAUUUCGAUGGCUUAAACUCACCACCGCUCCUUCAAGAUACCUACUCUUCAAACGAGUCAUCAGGACAUGAGGCUUUGACGCCAGGGCAAUUUGACCCCAGUCUCUCUGACCAGUUGGGAAUACCACCUGGGUCCAACUCCGCGUCUCAUUUGGAGCCGGCAAUUGACCCAUCAUUGUGGGAACUGCAACCUGACACGUUAACCAACAACAUCAAUCAACCCCUAUCAAACCAACAGAUUGCAGGGCCAUGUACCUGCAUCACAACAACGUGGAUGGUACUUACUGAACUACAAGCUGUCACAGCCUUCGACUUUCCCCAAGUCGUCAUACCCUUGAGAAAUGCCAUGUCUGCAUUGGCCAACAUAAUCAGCUGUCCACAGUGUCCCAAGGAGCCCUUCAACGCGAUACAAAAUAUACAAUCCAUUGUUUCUUUGAUGAAAGCAAUAGUCCAACGCUUCAACAAGGUACUAUUAGAAGUCGACCGCGAAGCUGCUCGCCUGGAAGAAGCCGGUCAGAGAAAGCCAUAUCGGAUUGGUGACAAUAACCCUGCCUUGUCCCACCUACAUACUGGAACCGCAGACUGCCCAAUGGGCUUCAAUAUUGAAUUGGAACCCAAGGACUGGCGGCGUCUAGUAAAGACUGCGCUCAAGACAGAAGUGUACGGAAGAGGAAGCAAUCCAUGGCCACUGCUAGACCUAGUGAAGAAGAGCGAAAUGAGACAAGAGGAGUGGCACAAGGACCGACACUCUUGGGUUGAUGAGAUGAUACAGUUACAUGGUGGAAGAGAAGAGUGCCAUGUUUCACAAGGCUGUGAGGCUUUGGGAGCGCAACAUAUCCGGAGAGCAAUUGAUAAUCUCAAGUGGGACUGA